CGGAGCAGAAGUUUGUGGUGUGUGUAGACGCCUGCAUGCAGCUCGGUGUGUGUGUUCGUCUGAGUGCUGAGCGGAGUGUGUGUGAGUGUGUGGAGAUGGUAUUAAAGUAGCAAAGAGCGAAAUAAAGUAGGGAAAGAUGGAGCAAGAAGCUCAGGAGAGUGCAGAAGAAGAAGUGGACAGAAGUUCAGGAGGAGAUGGAGGGAAUGAAGCGGAGCUUGAGAGUUACUCCAGAGCCAAGUUCACACUCUGGGCUUAUAUCAUCUGCUGGACUGCACUCCGACUACUGAUACGGAAGCUGAGGAUCGGCGCAGCAAAGCGACAGGUCCAGGAAGCUCUUGAGGCCCCGAACAACCCUGGUGGAGCAGAACAGACCAAGCGUGAGCUUGAUUCAUGCUCACAAGGAUGGAGAGAGCAGGAAUCAGACAGUUCACAUGAACCGUGGAACAACGAGGACAAGUUUUCGAGUCUGUUGGGGGUGGAACAUCUUUAUCCAGGAUUGAGUUUAGGAAAUGGACCUGAGGAGACAGACUGUAAAGCACAAGCAGGCGUGACAAACACACACUGCAAAGGACAGAAAAUACAUCACAUUAACACACACUGUGGAGAGCUUACAGAGGUAUCACAGGAAAGACUGUCACAAUCAACCAACGGUCUCAACACAGCAGAACUUAAUCAAGGAACAGGAGAACUGAAAACACAACAUAUAAACACACACAAUCCAAAACAGACCACAACAAAUAACACAAAGGAACUAAAAACACAACACACUGAAAAUACAGACCUUACAGGUACAGCCUGUGUGGAGAUAAAGGAUGAAGAGAGGGCAGGUUCACAAAGCACAGAGAAAACAGAUGAUAGCAUAGCAGUGGGGAAAAGAAAGGACAUCAGUGACCCACACUCUGUGAGAUGUAGCUCUUUAACAAAAUACUGUAGAGAAGUCAGAAGUUGCUCACAAACCACAGAUCCAUUUAACUUAAAUGGUUCGGGCAAGAACCACACAGAAAUCACAGGCAUAUGUAGUGCAGAGUUACACAAACAUUUCCACAGUAACAUAGACACACACCUUGAUAUAUUACACAAUACAGAUAAAUCAGAAAUACACUCAUCUGGCAGCAGAGAGGUGGACAUCAGAGAUACAGGUGCACUGAGCUGCUCUCAGGACUCAGAUCUACAACAUAAAAAUGACAACAAUCCACAUGCACACUGUCCAGAAAGUAUUAUAGACACAGCAUGCACAACAUGUUAUGUCCAGCAAAGACAUACUAUCAAUUCAGGGUGUGUAACUAUCAAACGCAAGUCAACACUGUCUCAGGAUGACGUAUGCAAUGGAAAGACAAGCUUCGACAACGCUGAUGAACUUGACUCGCUAAGCAGGAGUGCAGUGAAGCAGAUUCAUUGCAAUGCAAACUCUUUGCACACGCAUGCACUUGAGAAUGAGAGCACAAACACCUCAGGUGUAAAAGAAAAGGCACUGAACACUGCUGGGCACUGCAGAGACGCUCUGAUUGUUUUAACAGCUUGUAGAGACUGUAACAUAGCGGAGACAGCACCAUCCAAAACUGAGGAAUACUGCACUACACACCUUAACACGUGCGAUGGUGAAACAAAGACUCAUGACACACUCAGUGUAUCAGGUAUCCACUCACUGCAUUUAGGAACUGAAUCUGUGAACUCUCCAGGAUCUGGACUUCCUCACCCCUUAAACGGUAAACUGUUGCCUGCUUGUUCUGAUGAGACAGCUGCAGAGAAUUUAGUGGAGCACACUGGAGCAGAGAAGCAACUACAAAAAAACCCACAAGAUCAGCCGCAUCAGAAAAUAGAGUCCAAGUUCCUGCCAUGCUCCACAGACUGUCAGGAUGUUGACGGAAUCUUCUGGCUAAACUCACCAGUCACUGCAACCGAGAACAAGUCCACACUGUCCAAUACAGGGGGGUUUGUGUGCAGGGAGGACAGAAGAAACACAUUUGAGGAGAAGGUUUGGGAGGAUUCCUCCUUUCCACUUACCCUCUCACCACUAUCUACAUCUGGGGAAAGACUUUCAGAAGGCAUCUCCCUGCUCCAAAUACACAAUGAGUGCAAAGAUAAUAACUCCCACAGCCCAGAGCUUUUGAUAUCCUCUGGUCAUUCCUGUGACAGAUCACAUUACUCCCUUUCCACAAAGGAGAAAGUAAAGGAUCCAAGCCAGGAACCGACAAGGUCUGAGGAAGUGGAGGAUAAUCUGUAUCCAAAACAUGGACCGAGUAUAGAAGAUGAGCUUCAUCUUCCAUUUCAUUCAGCCAAGUCAAGCCAGUCUGAAAUUUGGACUGAGAACUGUAUCUUAUCAAAGCCUGUUGAAACACAGGCUCCACUAUUUACUGUUUGUCAGCCAACACACACACAUGAGCAGUGUGUCAAUGUCCUGAAUAAUCACACACUGUUUAUUGAUUUAAAACAUAAGAAAAGCAUCUCUUCUUCCCAAGGGAAUGUUACUAAGAUCCAAUUUCCAGAAUCUAGCACUGUUACAACUGUUCAAAAGGACAAUCCUCAAUCAGAGCAGACUGAGUCACAUUGGAACCUCCCUGUAUACAGUAACACGGCCUCAGAAAAGUCAGCAGAGGCCAAAGAAGCUGUAGGGGUCUGUAAUCCUUGGUUGGAACCUUUUUCUGAUGGUCCAGAAAGUGAUUCUGAGGACAGUGAUCAAACCAAUUUCCUCUCUCUGACCUUUGACCAGCAUGAAGGUGCACUUCAGCGGGGCUUGGUCACUUUAGAUGGACUAAAGAAACGCUCAGAUGUUCUGUUUCCUGUAGACUGGAGCAGUGAGGACUCUGCUGUCUCUGGUCUAGGUGAAGAUUUUGAGAGCAUUCACUGUGAUUUCUACCCAGGGCAUGUGGGGAAUCCUGAGCAACUUAUACAAAAAGAAUACCUUGAAAAGGAUAAAUGUUUACACUCUGAAUGUAAUAUUGUAAGCACAGAUGAUAAAUUACCCCAUGACCAAAAGUGUCAUGUAGAGUCACAACCAAUCCAGUCAGUUCCUAAUGGACUUAGUCUGUUUACACAGUCUGGACAAUGCAAACAUGUACACACUUCCCUCUCUGGCUACAUACAAGAGACUGAUUUAGACUCUCAGCCACAACAGCCAUCUACUGAAGAUCUGAAGACACAGAAUCCUCUCAAGCAGGACCAACAGAAAGAGCUCUCUAGCUCAAACCAGCUCAAAUCCCAUAACGGCAUCAGGAACUGUACUGACAAAGAGGACAGUUCAUUAUCACUUUCUGGAGUAAAGACAAUACGUUACACCCAAGCUGAGGUCUUGCUCCCCUCCCGAAGCCUGGAGCCUAUCCCAGAGACGGACUGCUCCCUGGAUAACUUCCCUAAUCCUAAUGAUGAUUCCUUUAUAGGUGACAAGAAAACAGAAACUGAGAAGUGUGGAAAUGAAAAAAUGAAACCCUCAGAGUCAGACCAAGACAUUCUUGGGGUUGCUUCCUGUGAGCACAGUUUGUCCAUAUGUAAAGGAAAGCCUGAGGACCAGCCAUGCCCUGCUCCCUCACACCUGAAUGACGACAAGUCUCUACAGAAUGAUGAAGCCACAUCAAUCAAGUGUCCAUCCACAGGAUCCUUUGAACUGGACACGAGCAGCAUUAAUAGUGAGGACCAAGAGGAGCAGAAAUCCCCUCUAGCUGGUCCCACUGUGAAAUCACAUUCAAAAAGUAAAGUUAAGCCAUCCAAAUUCUCAGUUUUCUCCAAAAUGCCCUCGUUUAGACGAGGAAAAAGUAUGGCAAGAGAUGGGAGGGUAAGUAAGGGUGAAAUUUCACCCAGGGACUCACAGGACAGAGGGGAGGAACUUCACCUCAUCCAGGAUCCAGGACGAGACCCUGAGAGUCAGCCAGACAACUCAGAUGAUGAAGUCUUCUACAAAAGUGAGGUUGUAAAUAAGCAAACAGGGCUCCAGGUAGAUACAGAGGAUGAAGAGGAGGAAGAAGAUGUCUUUGGUCAUGUCCAGGGAACAGGGGACAUGGAGGGUUCAGAGAUGCCACAACUUAAACAGAGCACAGGUAGUGAAUGCUCAAACUGCAGGAGGAGCAAAAGUACAGAUGGCUUAAGCUUUCGCUUGCGUUUUGCUCAGGCUCACAAGUCUCUGUCAAGCUUAUUUGAGUCUCGGUCCCUGGAUAAGUACAAUGAGUGUCCAGAAUUAGAAGAUACACGAACCAAGCUUUUGUGGAAGAAACAUAAACGGGCGAAGGAGGUUGAUCUUCUAAGGCGUACGUUGUCUGUGCCAGACACGGACGGAAAUAAAGCUAUGCAGCGCCAUACUGACCCACUUAGCAAGCGUGGUGUCCUGAGAGAUGGAGUUGGCAAUUCCCUGCAGGACAACAAAUCAGAUGGGCGUAGUAGGAGGUGCUUUUCAAUUACAUUCAUUGAUUCCUCUGAAGCCUUGCCUUCUGGUGACUCAGGUCCUGUCUCACCUAUGGCUCCACUAGCCAGUCAGCUGUUAUCAUCCUGUUCCAAAAUGCCAUCAGGGAGCAGUGAAAAUCCAGAUUCACCAAUGAGACCAAUGAGUCCCAAACCAAGCAGUCCAAGGUCUGCAGGGCAGAAACAACGAUUCCGGUACCCCUCUUCACGGGCAAACACUCUUUCUCUGAUUAUUCUUGGCCAGAGUGUUAGUGUUUCAGAUCCCCCUGAGAGACCGAGGUCCCUCAAACCUAAAGUUGGACGUCAGGGUUCUCUCAGCCCACUGGGUGCCAGCAAUCACCUAGAGGAUGGCAGCAUAGACAGCCCCUCCCCCAUCAGCACCAUUAUGUCUAUGACAGACAAUGAAUUCGAGCCUAGUGUAUCGCUGAAGGUAUCUCCUGGAAGUCCUCGUCUCUUCAGUCACUCUACAGUAAUGAAGACUGUUAAGAGUCCUCCUGCUGGAUCAUCCAGUCUGAGCACCAGAUCCAGGAUUAGCACUACCCUACCAAUGCGUGGUGGAUUUCAAAGACAUUGUUUCAGGGAUGAUCUGUGGAUUGAGGAGGAGAAGAAGCGACAGAGGAGGCUGAGAAGGGGAGCACCAAAGAGGGGCACUCACCUACUGGAGGAGAUAGAAGAAGUGAGGACCCGACUAUCUAUAUGUGCAUUAAAAGUGUUUCCUGGAAUGCCACUCCGAAGUCUGAGCUUCUCUCACAGCACACCCACUGGACUGGACUGCCUCAGCUGGAGACGACGCAUGUCCUCCCCUGCACACAGGAGUAUACGCUUGUGCGCUGCCAUGCGCACCCAGCAGGGCGGCGCCGAAGGCUCUGUGCCUCUGCCCGGGGGUAGUUGUGGCAGUAGCAGUGGCAGUUCAGGCUUGUCACCUGGAUCAGACUCGGAUGCCAGUCUUGGGCCUGGAACUUACUCUGGAUAUGGGGGAACUCUGAGGGGUAUCUUAUCCCGAUAUUGGAGCCUCGAGAGCCUUCACUCCACCACGGCAGUGAUCCUUCCUGACGGAGCUCCAGAGAAGCUGGGUGUAGGAGACGAAGCUGGCAGUGAAGAAGAUCUUUAUGAGGAGCUCCGCAAUUCAGGACAUCGCUUCCCUCAUCCGGGAGGAGCAGGAGAGCAGCUGGCUAUAAAUGAGCUGAUCAGUGAUGGCAGCGUGGUGUAUGCUGAAGCAUUAUGGGAUCAUGUCACCAUGGACGAUCAGGAACUCGGCUUCAAGGCUGGAGACGUCAUUGAAGUAGUGGACGCAACGAACAAGGAGUGGUGGUGGGGACGCAUCCUGGACAGUGAGGGCUGGUUUCCAGCCAGCUUUGUCAGAUUGCGUGUGAACCAGGAUGAGCCGAUGGAGGAUUACCUGGCACAGCUGGAGAAGGCUCAUGAGGAGCAGAGCUCAGGCGUUGGGCUGCUCCUCGGACCUGGCCUGCCCUGCAAAGAGCAGAUGAGGACCAACGUCAUCAAUGAGAUCAUGAGCACAGAACGGGAUUACAUCAAACACCUGAAGGACAUCUGUGAGGGUUACAUCAAACAGUGCCGGAAGCGCAUGGACAUGUUUACAGAGGAGCAGCUGUGCACCAUCUUUGGAAACAUUGAGGAUAUCUAUCGGUUCCAGAAGAAGUUCCUGAAAUGUCUAGAGAAGAGGUUCAACAAGGACGAGCCUCAUCUCAGCGAAAUUGGCUCUUGCUUUUUAGAGCAUCAAACAGAUUUCCAGAUCUACUCGGAGUACUGUAACAACCAUCCGAACGCCUGCGUCCAGCUCUCCAAGCUCAUGAAGCUCAACAAGUACGUGUUCUUCUUUGAAGCCUGCCGUCUGCUGCAGAAGAUGAUCGACAUUUCUCUGGACGGUUUCCUCCUCACUCCCGUCCAGAAGAUCUGCAAGUACCCACUUCAGCUGGCCGAGUUACUGAAGUACACCAACCCCCAGCACAGGGACUACAAAGACGUGGAGGCAGCUUUAAAUGGGAUGAAGAACGUGGCCAGGCUGAUUAACGAGAGAAAGCGGCGUCUGGAGAACGUGGAUAAGAUCGCUCAGUGGCAGAGCUCCAUCGAGGACUGGGAGGGUGAAGACAUCCUCAGCAGGAGCUCGGACCUUAUCUACUCUGGUGAGCUCACAAAGAUCUCUCCACCUCAUGCCAAGAGCCAGCAGCGCAUGUUUUUCCUCUUCAACCACCAGAUGGUCUACUGCAAAAAGGAUUUGCUACGCAGGGACAUCCUGUACUACAAGGGCAGGAUGGACAUGGACCAGAUGGAGGUGUUGGACGUGGAGGACGGGAAGGACAAGGAGAUGAACGUGAGCGUGAAGAAUGCGGUGAAGCUCCGCUCGCUCGGUGGAGAAGAGGUUCAUCUCCUGUGUGCUAAAAAACCGGAACAAAAACAGCGCUGGCUCCGAGCCUUCGGAGACGAGAGGGAGCAGGUGCAGCAUGACCGAGAAACAGGUUUUUCUAUCACUGAGGUGCAGAAGAAACAGGCCAUGCUCAACGCCUGUAAAAGCCAUCCAGCUGGCAAGCCCAAAGCCGUCACCAGGCCCUAUUACGACUUCUUGCUGCGUCAGAAACACCCCACGCUCCCCACCAGCCUCCCGCAGCAGCAGGUCUUCAUGCUGGCCGAGCCCAAACGCAAGAGCUCCAACUUCUGGCACAACAUCGGCCGACUGACGCCUUUCAAAAAGUGAAAGAGUCCGAGAGAGAGAGAGAGAGAGAGGGAGAGAGAGAGAGAGAGAGAGAUAGAAGCUCUCAGCUUGUGCCUGAACUUUACCCUUCUAUCCUCAUUUUAUUAUUAUUAUUAUUAUUAUUAUUAUUAUUAUUCUUUUCUAUUCCAUCUCCAUGGUUGUACUUACAGAUGCUCCACAGAUUUGUUGUAAUUGUGUUGAUUUUUGGAGAAAGCACUUUAUUAAGGUGGUUACUAUCAGACUCGGCGACUGGCUCCCCGGGACUGCGUCAAUACCUGCUUGUUUUUUUUUUGGGAGUCUUUCAUUUCCUGGAGCUCUGAUUAGCCCCAAACACACUAAUAUCACUAACUUGUGGUGUUUUUUUUCUUCUUCUUCUUCUUCUUUUACUUAAAUCUUUUCAUGCCAAUUGUACACAGUGCCAGAUGUGUUCGCUUUCAUAUUUAAGUUUGUUCCUCGUCACCUGAAACAGUAAAUAAGAGUUAUUACAGCUAUGUCCUGAUGUGUUUAUGUAUCGGAUAAUCUUUAUUUUCUGGUUGUUGUUUCAUUGUGACGUGUUCUGCUCAUAUACGUUUAUCUGAAGCAGAACGUGUUGAAAGUCACACCAAUGUCAUGCUGGAAAACAUCAUCUUUGUUUUACCCACAACUGAUCAUUUCUCAGUGGAAUAGCGAACAGCACCAGGAAUCACUUUAUAUUAAAACAUAAAAAUGUU
Molecule: messenger RNA, 7809 nt
Organism: Hemibagrus wyckioides
Lineage: Eukaryota; Metazoa; Chordata; Actinopteri; Siluriformes; Bagridae
Gene: arhgef4
Product: Rho guanine nucleotide exchange factor (GEF) 4
Exons: 17
Coding region: 137-7102 (2321 amino acids)
Biological process (GO): intracellular signal transduction
Molecular function (GO): guanyl-nucleotide exchange factor activity; protein binding
Source: RefSeq, a predicted model, not a curated record